AUGACAGAAACCACAAAGCCUCAUCUCCUCACUCUUCCACCCGAGAUCAGAGAAUACAUCUACCGCCUCAUCCUCCACCCCUCCGCGAACCGCUCCUCGAUUGCAGACGGAUAUGCCCUUCAAAACUACAGCGCUGCCCUCGUCCUCUUCAAGCUAAACCACCAGAUAUACAUCGAAAGCCGCAAGAUCUUCCGCGACCUCAAUAUCUUCGUCCGUAUCGAAACGCCAUGGCAAGAAGCACAGAGCCAUGUAUCUUUAGAAGGCCAUGUCCCCAUCUUGGCGAAAGGCGAAGAGGCGGCGAGGUUCAAUGGUCACACCAUGAGUGUCAUCAUUGAUGCUCCGGAGAGCCCAUUACAGGCUACGGAGACCGAGGCGUUCGUCAUACUGCUGGAAGAUCUUGAGAAGUUCUGUAAGGUUUGGUUCUACGCGGACCUCACGCACCCAGGCCUCAAUAGGUUCUUACGCCUAUCUUUGAGGCUCAGAGACCCGCAUACACCUUCGUGGGAUGAGAAAAGGAUACACAAAGCGGUACAGAAGCAGCUGCUGUUGCCAUUUGGGCAAGUAAAAGAUCUCAAAGAAGUGGUCAUCUCCGGUGACCCUAAGCCGCUACCCUCGAUUGAAGCAGAGUUGCGAGAAGCUCAGAAGACACCGCAUCAACGCCCUGAGCACUGCCUGCGCGAAGCAACGCAGCUGAAGCUGGACGGCAACGUAGAGCUCACUGCAGGCAAUUACACAGCAGCAUUGAAGAAGUAUGUCGAGGCGUGGGAGGCAAUCCACAUUGUCAUCCGCGGUCGUAAACGGCAUAUCCACGCCGAUAGCUUCUUCCAAGGCGAGCUCAGAGAGCCACCCUACGAAGGCAAGAACGGGCAGAGCGAGCGACUAAUUCUGAGGGUUCAGCUGGUAGCUAACACCUGUCAAGCUUACCUCAAGCUAGAGGACUGGGACUCGGCGAGCUUCUGGGGCAUGCGCUCGAUCAAGAUGCUUCGAGAAGCCAUGGGCGCCGAUGACACGCAAGAGCUGCCGCCGGAAGAUGAGGCUGUGUUGGGCUUUCCAGCUGCAGAUCAGAUGGGCAAGAUCUAUUACCGCACGGCGCUGGCAUACAAGGAGAUGGGUGACAAAGUGCAGGCGAGGAAGCUUUUACGGGUGGCGACGAUUUAUCUGCCCAGGGAUGAGCAUGUGAGAAAGGAGUUGGCUGCUUGUGCGUUGAGGAUCGGCUAG
Messenger RNA from Saxophila tyrrhenica, 1218 nucleotides. RefSeq lists its product as uncharacterized. Gene Ontology annotation, molecular function: protein binding. NCBI's taxonomy places the organism in Eukaryota, Fungi, Ascomycota, Dothideomycetes, Mycosphaerellales, Extremaceae. Bases 1 to 1218 code for a protein of 405 amino acids. The transcript has a single exon. The record is from RefSeq and is a predicted model, not a curated record.